GUCAAUAUCCUUGCAGACGGCCAUGGGCCGUGGGUAACAUCCUUGCCGUGGGUAACAUCCUUGCAGAGUGGCCAUGGGCAGCGCCCUUGCAAAGCAGCCGUGCGCAGUGUCCUUGCAGGCGGCCGUGGGCAACGUCCUUGCGAUGGGCAACGUCCUUGCAGAAUGGCCAUGGGCAACGUCCUUGCAGACGGUCGUGGGCAAUGUCCUUGCCGUGGGCAACAUCCUUGCAGAUGGCCGUGGGCAACGUUCUUGUAGAGCAGUCGUAGGCAACGUCGUUGCAGAUAGCCGUGGGCAACGUCCUUGCAGACAGCCAAUUUUCUCACAGCAGAAGCAACUUGCAGUUUUUCGAGUCGCUCCUGACACACAAAAAAAGCCCCGCAUAUGCUUCUGUUUCAUAUUGUUUUCCCAGGCUGCAUUUCCAUGCAAUGUUUACAUUCUGCAGCACUGCCCUAUUCUCCUCCAGUCCACCAGGCGGUGCCUCUCCAGGAAGGGAGCGAUGCCAUACUCUCUUCCCUUCAUAGCUCUGUGGAGCCAAGGAGGCAGCACUUCCGGAGAGUGGGGAGGGGUCUCCUUAAAGGGGCAAUGCCAGCAGAACAUAGGGAAGGGAAGCAGCCAUGAUUGUGGUCCCUGGGUCUGUGGUGGUCCCCGACUGGCACCAGACCCAGGAGGGCAAGGAGUACCUGGGGACCCUCCUGCUCCGCAAACAGCGCCGGGCCUUUGGGAUCCAGACGUCCACUGUUUUUUGGCCCGUGAAGCUGCAAGAGAGUGGUCGAGCCCUCUUUUUCCGCUUCUCCUUCUGGGAUUGUGGGGAGGCCGCCCUCAAGAGGUUCGACCACAUCUUGCCGUCCUGCUUGGAGAAGGCCGACGCCGUGCUGCUCCUCUUCUCCUUCACAGACCGCUCUUCCUUCGAGGACCUCCCGCAACAGGCCUCCCGGGUGGUGGCACCGGCAACACAGGUCUCCGGAAGGGCCCCACUCAAGAUGGUGGUCGGCACCAAUUUGCCCACUCGGACGUGACGGAGGCAGACCUGUCGGCCUUGGGCCACUCCUGGGGGCUGCCCGUCCUGCGGGUCAAGAGCCUCGCCGGGCGCCGGGCCGGACUCUCGGACGUAGCACCUCUCCUCAACGGCCUGGCCGAACACCUUUGGCGCCAGGACCAGGCCGACGCCGGACUCCUUCCUCCGAAUACAGCGUGACCCAAUGGACCAGGAUCUCCAGUGGUUGACCGCUGGGCCGAGGCCUGUGUCCAGAGGCUCGGGAUGUGACUUGGACUGCGAGGACAUCCAUACAAUCCCCGUAUCUCCCUUUCCCUCUCUGCCCCUGGGAACCAAUAAAGGCCUUGCAUUCUGAGGUCAACAGUCAAAA
Messenger RNA from Anolis sagrei ordinatus, 1364 nucleotides. The record is from RefSeq and is a predicted model, not a curated record. Lineage: Eukaryota; Metazoa; Chordata; Lepidosauria; Squamata; Anolidae.